Molecule: messenger RNA, 1800 nt
Organism: Saccharomyces paradoxus
Lineage: Eukaryota; Fungi; Ascomycota; Saccharomycetes; Saccharomycetales; Saccharomycetaceae
Gene: SRP68
Product: signal recognition particle subunit SRP68
Exons: 1
Coding region: 1-1800 (599 amino acids)
Biological process (GO): SRP-dependent cotranslational protein targeting to membrane
Cellular component (GO): signal recognition particle, endoplasmic reticulum targeting
Molecular function (GO): endoplasmic reticulum signal sequence receptor activity; signal recognition particle binding; 7S RNA binding
Source: RefSeq, a predicted model, not a curated record
AUGGUUGCCUAUUCUCCAAUCAUUGCCACCUAUGGUAAUCGUGCGGAACAGUUUUUAGAAACAGAUUCUGAUUUCGCCAAAUAUCAUGCCAAAUUGAAUAAAAAGUUGCAACAUUUGAGGAGCCGUUGCCAUUUGGUCACUAAGGACACCAAGAAAUACUCAAGUAAAAAUAAGUACGGCGAAAUUAACUCCGAAGAUUAUGAUCACAAGACUAAGUUGAUUGGUGUUUUGAUUUUAUUACAUGCUGAAAGAGACUUGGCAUUGGCUGAAACUUUGAAAUUGAGAGCUCGCCAAAGAGGAAAGUUAAAGAAAAGUGAAGGAAAGGUUCUGUCCACAAGGUUAAAGAAGGCUUGCAAGACUGCUGAUAAAUUGGUCAACGUCACUCAAAAUGAACACCAAUGGAUAACCCGUGUGCAGUAUUUAUCCUUUGCCAAAUUGACACAUGCCGAAUAUCUAAUUAAUGGAAAAAGGUUUAAGAGAAAGGACAGUGCCAAAAUUUCGAACAACUUAGCCCUCGUUUUCGCCGCAUUGGAACAUUUAAAAAAUCUAAAUUUAUUAUCCGAAGAAGUCGUAGAUAACAUUGUUAAUAAAUACCAGUACUCCCUCAAGCAAUACGCAGGAAAUCUAAUUACAACACCUGAAAUAAAUAACUUUAUUGUUGAAAGAGUUCAAUCCGAUGAGAAUAAAGACGAUGAGCUAGUGAAAUUGUUAUUGGACAAUGGAUUCAAUAUGAAAAAAAUCACAACCUCCACUGAAGAUCAAAAGGCUACCACUAACAUAAACUGGAGGUCUUUCAACGCCAAGAUAAUGGAUGCUGAAGUCGCUCAAUUUUUGGAACAAGGUCUAUCCAUACACCCAACUCAGAUUCCUCAAUAUACACAGAAGCUAUCAAAAUUGGAAAAAGCUUUAGACCGCCAUGAAUUUUACAUUGCAAACCACGACGAUCAAGACGACAUAGAUGAGAUGGUUGAAAAUAGUUCUGAGAACAACCAGAUCAUUUUAGCCUACAUUAAAUAUAAUAUUCUUUUGACUUCUAUUUCUCGUGAGAGAGAUUUGUUUGCUCAUUUGUGGAACCAAUGGCUGAAAUUGAAUACUUCAAUACCAUCGAAGUUAACAAAAUAUAAAGAAAUGGAUCGUAUUGUGAAAAAUCUGGCAAAAUAUUUAUCGGACAUCAUGGAACUACCUGGUGUUUAUUCAGAUGACGAGUUGCUAAGUCAAUUAGACUUGUGUAAGCUAUAUUUCCAGCUAUUUCUGAAUACGGGCUGCCUAAGCGUUUUAUAUCAAUCGAAGGGUAGAUAUAUGGAAGCGUUAGCUCUAUAUGUGGACGCUUACCAAAGAUUAGAAGACAAACUCUCUGAAAUUGGAACUUUAGAUGAAGUUUUACUUCCAGCGACUCUUUUGUCUUUGAAUUCUAUCCGAAGUCUACAAAAGAGAAUCGAAAACGGUGGUAAUAGUGUCAUUACUCUCGCUGAAUAUGAAAAAGGAAAUCAUGGUGACAACCCGGGAAAAUAUGAUUUGACAGUAAUUGAAAAAUUGGAUAGUAAAAAAGUAGUGCCAACGGACAUACAGUUAAAGAAUUUAUUCCCUCUUAAACCAAAAAUGCUACCCGUUCCUAGUAAACCAACACUUUUCGAUUUAGCCUUCAACUACAUAACGUAUGAUAAGCAAGAAACCCCAGAGCCCCACUUGAAAGACUCCGUCACGGAAACCGAGAGCGCCUCUCUAACACCAAUUUCUAAUGAGCAGAUGAAAGGGGAACCUAGGAAGAAGCGUGGUUUCUUGGGCCUAUUUGGUCGCUAA